Molecule: messenger RNA, 825 nt
Organism: Euleptes europaea (tarantolino)
Lineage: Eukaryota; Metazoa; Chordata; Lepidosauria; Squamata; Sphaerodactylidae
Product: zinc finger protein with KRAB and SCAN domains 1-like
Exons: 2
Coding region: 1-825 (274 amino acids)
Source: RefSeq, a predicted model, not a curated record
AUGGCUGCCGAUCAGGGAAUCCUGUCAAACUUUGGUCUCCAUUUCCAGGCAGAUGUAGAACACUGGAGGCCUCCCAGGAUGAAAAUGGAGGAACAAGAAACUUCUAAGGAAGUGGAGGAAUUAGGAGGGAAAAGGAAAACUCCUCCGGUCAUUCAGGCUGGGAGCAUCAAGGAAUUCCUGCAAAGAAGACCAGCUCAAAAGGCCAAAAAGGAAUCCAGUGAGGCGCUCCUGCAACACUGGGAAACUCAGUGGCAAGACUUUCUGAAGACCGUGGAGUCCCCUCACUCAGGCUGGGGCAUCCCACAGCUGUUGGUGGAGCCCACCCCGUGGGAUGACACGAAGGGUUUUCUGGCCUCCUUCGAGCAAGUGGCCGAAGCCUGCCGGUGGCCCAAAGAAGUGUGGGCGACCCGACUCCUGCCAGCCCUCAGUGGAGAAGCUGAGCAGGCUUUUAGCAGGCUGGAUCCAAGAGACAGGGAGGAUUACGGGAAGGUGAAGGCUACCAUUUUGCAGUGGGAUGCCAUUAACAGGGAAAGGAAGCGGCAGCAGUUCCGGCGCUUCUGCUACCAGGAGGCCGAGGGGCCGAGGGCGGUUUACAGCCAGCUCCGCGAACUUUGCCACGGGUGGCUGAAGGCUGAGAAGCAAACGAAGGAGCAGAUCUUGGAGCUGCUUAUUCUGGAGCAAUUCCUGACCGUCCUGCCCCCAGAAAUGCAGAGCUGGGUCAGGGAAAGUGGCCCGGAGACCUGUUCCCAGGCCGUGGCCCUGGCAGAAGGUUUUUUACUGAGUCAGCAAGCGGCUGAGAGGAAGGAAGAGCCGGACCUCCAGUAG